This is a messenger RNA of Haliotis rufescens (red abalone), 3856 nucleotides long. Its product is annotated as LHFPL tetraspan subfamily member 2 protein-like. The transcript is spliced from 2 exons. Gene Ontology annotation, cellular component: membrane. The coding region runs from base 927 to 1520 and encodes 197 amino acids. NCBI's taxonomy places the organism in Eukaryota, Metazoa, Mollusca, Gastropoda, Lepetellida, Haliotidae. The record is from RefSeq and is a predicted model, not a curated record.
UGUUAACGUAUCGGAGUACAGGGAAAGAGUCACGGCUCUACGCGGCCGAUCUGUUGGGAUCCUCUGAACGCUGUGAGGAGUUUGCUCACUCUGCUACAGCCAGAGUUAUACGAGCGUCACUCGGCGCGGCUUGGAGUAAGUUGGAGUGAAUGGGUUUGUAGUAAGCGGUUGCAGUUGUAGUAAGAUCUAUACCGCUCCUGUCGAACUGACCACGCUGGUGAUUGGUAGGCGGGUCCGAGAUCACGUGACUUUAUCAGCACGCGCCAGGUCACAUGGUUACUGCCAACUGGUGUUCGCCUGUGGGAUUGUGGUAUAGGGGAAUUCCUGUACACGUCGAAGGAACAUCAAUCAGCUGGCCGGUGGAUUCUAUAGGUUGUCGCUCACAGUCGGAAGGAGAGGGGUAACGUUGAUCAUUACAUCGCGACUGGUAGACAGAGCCUGCUCAAUGAGAGGAUAAUCUCAAGGGACGCCUGUUGGAUAGCGGCAACAGUGGACGAUAUAAUUAUACCAUUAAAUCAAUGAAAAGGAUUGAGAGAGUGUCCGAAAUUUGAGGACUGGAGAGUCACACGGAACUGAAGCAUGAAUAGGAUGUGUCAUUGAUGAAAAAGGCUAUGGGGUUACUACCGACGAGAAAGUGUUCAACAGUUUGAAACCCUGUGUGAUUAAUUUUCUUAAGUUUUCCAAGUGUUGGUCGACAAUCUCUAAAACUGGCGCUGAAAAAAUUCUCUGCUUCCUCCUAUUUCGGAAAGAAAUUAUCCUCGUGGAGGACGAGGUUCGAUGAUGUCAUCACUGACCAAAUCCACAAGUGGAAAGCCAGUUGCACAUGGGGCAGACGACACCCCAGCACUGGCACGUGCGUUGCCAAAGCAACCGAGACCAAAGAGACAGAGGCCAAAGCUGAUGAGCCUCCAUCACAAACCCAAACCAUGGCCCUGACACCUGUGUCCAUCCUGUGGUCACUACUGUCCAUUUUCGUGGCCUCAACAUGUACAGUGACCUUUUUCUACCCUGCGUGGGUCACCCACCCGGACCGACUCCAUUCAUUCGGGGUGUUCAGAUACUGUGUGAGGAAUCUUGAGAUCCUCAUCCCCACCCCUAGGUGCAUCAGCUACGGAGGCAACCCCACCCUGGGUAGGAUUCCUGCUGGGGCGUGGCAGGCCUCGUGUAUCCUGUACGGAGGGGGCUGUAUUCUUAUGUGUGUGUCAGCGUUAUUGACAGUCCUCGUGUUGUGUGUGGACAAACGUAAACAUAGACGCUUGGCGUUAAUCAAUGGCUAUCUACAGACUGUUGCAGUGUUGAUCAUGGCUGCUGGGCUUCUGAUGUACCCACUUGGUUUCUCGACGCCAUUUUUCCAGUAUUACUGUGGAGAAGGGGCGGGGCCCUAUUCAACAGGCCACUGUCAGAUUGGCUGGAGCUACAUGCUGGCCAUUAUGGGCGUGUCUCUCUCCAUCUUUUGUCCAAUACUGUCCAACUUUGCUGACGUCAAGUACGACGAGGACGAUUAUUUGGCGUUUGUAUGACGUCAUGUGUGAUGUCAUUCUGACGUCAUAAGUGAUACGAAAAAAACUGAAUACGAUUCAUGUAUCGCGUGUGAUAACAUGUAUUAUGUCAUGUAUGACAUCAAGAUGUAUAUUUUCCUAUGUACAGCUUAUGGAUUACUGUAGAAUUCUUCAUCAGAACAGGCGUAGCGGUGAAGUCAUUCGUCCUUAUCUUCUCGAGGCAAGGCAGUUAAUAGACGAUAAAAGUCCUGCUGCCAUCAUUCCCGAACUAGGCUAGAAUUUCUAGUUAUAUUUUGGCUAUAUGAAUAGUCCAAUCAAAAUCGUGUAACGGAAUCGACAUCCGGUUCGAUGGCGACUGCAGUGAGGGAAUUCGGUCGUUUGCAGAUUUGCAAAUUAUGUGUACCUUCAACUUGGCGUCGACAGAUAUUUUCCAAAUCUUUCCUUUUUUGUUGUCAUCAAUGUGCUCAAGCGUUGUGCUACAAUCCACAUGUACUGGUUGAGGCAUGGAAUGUGAAACUUUUCUUUUAACAUGAUCAGAUGGGGCGACGCCAUUUUGUUCGGUACGAGAGGUGGAAUCUGAUUGGUCAAUAGGAGGGACAUAGAAGGGACAUAACUCGUAAGAGGCACUGAUGGCGCUAUGAUCGGGACACGAAAUGCCAGCUGAGUUCGGCGAUAGUGGAAACUGGACAUUUAACUCCCUUGCCUCAAGAAGAUGUUCGCCCAUGAAGAAACUCCACACUUCCUCAAUAACGCAAUUCAAUACUGCCAGCAUUACAGAGGGAACACGUGGCUCUAACCAUCGUAAGCUGUCUCCUUAAGCUUCGUCUGUCUGUAAAAUGUGGUGAAGAUGAAGAGAUCAUUAACAAUGUGACGACACCUGUGAAACAUUAUAUGAUGACAAUGCUGAGGCAUCAAAAUUGAUUCAGGUCAUGAAACAGCAUUUUAUCAAUUCUAUCAUCCAGUUCGAUCAAAAAAGACUCGCUAUCCUUCUUAAAAAGCUUCUCAGUUCACACAGAACAGGUCGACAACCAUCUGAACAUUGGGACCAAGAAAGUGAUCUACCUUCAAGAAGCGUAAAAUUCCAUGUCGAAAACUUCGCGGAAAAUAUGGUGAUAAAAUGUUGUUUCAUGACGAGAUGACGGACAUCUACAAAUGCAGAUCUGAACAUCGUGCAUUACCACAUAACAGACACACGAUCUCGAACGUAUUAUAUAUGUGUGAUAAGUGCAAUGGACAACUGUUGUCAAUUUCCAAUGAUUUGUAUAUUUUGUGUUUUUCCUGUACAAUAUUGUGCUGACUAUACCCCCUUCAUCAGUGUUUCAUGUACAAACAAACGCGCACUGUAUCCAAAAAGUAAUGUAUCAUCGUUAAAAAAGCAUGUACACUUUAUUGAGAGCGGUUGUAUUAACCAAAGGUACUUCAACUCAUACCUAUAUACUGAACAAAAAAUGUUAAGGAUCUCUAAUAUUUUGAUAAGUCCUGAAUUAGUUGUCUGCUCCGUAUUCACUUCGAAAAUAUAUCGCCAAAAUAUGCAUGAUCCCUAACCUUUUUUGUUUAGUAUAUGAAGACGGUAAAUUAUAUUGUUGUUGCAUUUCAAAAACUUGUUAAACCGGUCAACACUGAACAAAUCAUAUCGUACAUAAGCAGUGAGACCUCGUUAAUCUGGACUGUUAGUCCGGAAACCUCACAUUCAGGACGAUGUUGUUGCGAACGUCCAUAUAAAUAUACAGCAGCAUUACUCCGCAGCCACGAUUAAUUAAUCCGGACAUGUCUUAAUCCGGACGAUUUCACAAGGAAUUACACAGUCCGGAUUAAAGAGGUUUCGUUUUCCAUGUUUCAUCACUUCCAUUAAAGGUAACUUAAAUUGUUAAUAUUUUAUGAUGUGAUGUGAUGUAAAAGUCGUCACAAUAUUUGACAUAAAUCAAAUUUGUAUGUUAAACUACUUGAAGCAAAUCUAUAUCAUAUAUCAGGUUAUUAUGUUUGACAGUUCGCUUUACAUUUUCUGUCAAUCACCACGGCUUUGACCUAUGAAAUAUUUUUCCUCAUCUAUGAGCAAUUUGAUUUCAAUAUCUCCAGUUAUGGCAAAAGUGUAUCGUCAUUUCAUCGUACCAUUUCUCACUGACUCGCACAGCCCAAGACUACAGAUUACCACGUAUUUGGUGACGAGCUGAUGUUUCAAAUGUGGACAUGUUAUUUUGAUCAGUGCCGUGUGCAGUUUAAUUUAAUGCGAAUAUGACGUAUCACUGUAUUAUAUUCGUGUUCCUUGUGUCAAGAUUUACGUUCAAGAAGUCCAAAUGUUAUUCAAGCAUUCAAAAGCAUUAAAUAUGUUUUGAAGAAAUAAAUGAUGAUACAAUUGA